This is a messenger RNA of Hibiscus syriacus, 1724 nucleotides long. RefSeq names its product guanine nucleotide-binding protein alpha-1 subunit-like. The transcript is spliced from 13 exons. The coding region runs from base 431 to 1609 and encodes 392 amino acids. The record is from RefSeq and is a predicted model, not a curated record. Gene Ontology annotation, cellular component: heterotrimeric G-protein complex. NCBI's taxonomy places the organism in Eukaryota, Viridiplantae, Streptophyta, Magnoliopsida, Malvales, Malvaceae. Gene Ontology annotation, biological process: adenylate cyclase-modulating G protein-coupled receptor signaling pathway. Gene Ontology annotation, molecular function: GTPase activity; G protein-coupled receptor binding; G-protein beta/gamma-subunit complex binding.
AUGAUGUAUUGGUUUUUGUCUUACACGUGGCCAUGUGCUUCAGUGCCAUGGUCUCAUUAAGUUUGUAGAUUCUCGUGAAAUGUCAUGGAUUUGGUUAGUAAUUUGCAGUCUUAAAUCUGGGCGGGGGAAUUUAAUCACUUAUGAUUUGCUAUAGUCUAUAUUUCUACUUUUUUGGAAUGUUUCGUAUGAGUUUGUUCAUAACCUGAUUUAUGGCUCUUGAAUCCAUGUUUCCAGGAGUAGAAUAUUCUUGUGAUUUUACCUUGCUAGAAAGUUUAUGGAGUUGGUUUAAGCAAUUUCAUGGUUUCUUACUUAAGGAUCUCUUGUAGGGGAUACGACUGUAAUCCUUAUCGGCUUACAUACAAUAUCAGCAAAUACUUCAGCAGGCAAGGGCUCGUAAAAUGCCUUUCAGUGCUUAAUUUACACAUCUUCUAUGCUGAGUAUUGUUCUAGAGAAGACGGGUUUAUUAUGCAGCAAACAUCGUAGUUACAAUGAAGCUGAUACCGAGGAGAAUGCACAGGCUGCAGAAAUUGAAAGGAGAAUUGAACAAGAGAGAGAGGCUGAAAAGCAUAUCCAAAAGCUUCUACUACUUGGUGCUGGUGAAUCUGGGAAGUCAACAAUUUUUAAGCAGAUAAAGCUUCUGUUUCAGACUGGUUUUGAUGAGGAAGAACUAAAAAGCUAUAUCUCAGUCAUCCAGGCAAACAUAUAUCAGACUAUAAAAAUACUGUAUGAUGGAUCAAAGGAAGUUGCCCAAAAUGAAGCAGAUUCUUCCAAAUAUGUUCUAUCCAGCGAGAAUAAGGUUAUUGGAGAGAAACUGUCAGAAAUUGGAAGCAGGUUGGACUGUCCACGUCUAAAUGGAGAACUUGCACAGGAGAUAGAAACUCUCUGGAAAGAUUCUGCAAUUCAGGAAACCUAUACUCGUGGAAAUGAACUUCAAGUACCAGAUUGUACUCAUUAUUUCAUGGAAAAUUUGCAAAGAUUGUCAGAUGCAAAUUAUAUUCCAACAAAGGAGGAUGUUCUAUAUGCAAGAGUUCGUACAACUGGUAUUGUUGAAAUCCAGUUCAGCUCCGUGGGGGAGAAUAAGAAAAGUGGUGAAGUAUACAGACUCUUUGAUGUGGGAGGCCAGAGAAAUGAGAGAAGGAAGUGGAUCCAUCUUUUUGAAGGUGUUACAGCUGUGAUCUUUUGUGCUGAGAUUAGCGAGUACGAUCAAACACUUUUCAAGGAUGAACAGAAGAACCAGAUGAUGGAGACCAAAGAACUCUUUGAUUGGGUCUUAAAGCAGCCAUGCUUUGAGAAAACAUCCUUCAUGCUGUUUCUCAACAAAUUCGACAUAUUUGAAAAGAAGGUUCUAAAGGUUCCACUAAAUGUAUGCCAGUGGUUCAAAGACUACCAGUCGGUUUCAACUGGAAAACAAGAGAUCGAGCAUGCAUACGAGUUCGUAAAGAAGAAAUUUGAGGAGUUAUAUUUUCAAAGCUCCGGCCCUGAUCGAGUGGAUCGAGUCUUUAAAAUCUACAGGACCAGUGCACUUGACCAGAAGCUUGUGAAGAAAACUUUCAAGCUCGUUGACGAGUCCUUGAGACGGAGAAAUCUAUUCGAGGCAGGGUGGUUGUGAAUGAUUGCAAAGAAAAGCAAAAGCCAUUUGGAAAGACUUGAUAAUUUGCAGCGAUGUGAUCCACCAUUUUGGAUGUCUUUAAGGUUGGAGGAAACACACAUCUUUUGAAAUGCAG